Messenger RNA from Chelmon rostratus (copperband butterflyfish), 3716 nucleotides. It is a transcript of the gene limd1a, whose product is annotated as LIM domain-containing protein 1. Lineage: Eukaryota; Metazoa; Chordata; Actinopteri; Chaetodontiformes; Chaetodontidae. The transcript has 8 exons. Gene Ontology annotation, molecular function: transcription corepressor activity. Gene Ontology annotation, cellular component: nucleus; adherens junction; transcription regulator complex. The record is from RefSeq and is a predicted model, not a curated record. Bases 587 to 2437 code for a protein of 616 amino acids. Gene Ontology annotation, biological process: cytoskeleton organization; regulation of DNA-templated transcription; positive regulation of miRNA-mediated gene silencing.
GUGGCCACGUACGGCUGCGUGCUCCAGCGGUCACCGCCUGCUCGUUAACGCUACACCGGCGUUACUUUCACCAGUUAACCGUCGCGACGUUUACGACAUACUAGCCUUUUAUGUUGUCACUACUUACUUUUUUUCUCGACAGAGGCGCGGAGGGUAAAGUUUUGAAUGAAGGUUCCCCGCUGGGACUGUAACGCGGGAGGAGGGGGCAGUUUGUGGGGUCGUCCAGGCUAUCGGAUCUGGGAUCUGCUCAUAUUUAUAACCAGACAGACGGCGGGUUGUUCGCGGCAGAGCUGAGCUGGACGGACGGCCAGUUUCACCGAGGAGUACGCGGAGUUUUAAACUUUUAAUUGCUUUUUUUUUUUAACCUCGGACGAUAAAAGGAACUGGAAAGUUUGGAAUAAUAGAAAAGUUUCGCCCUGGGUCCGGACCCUGUCUCCUGUCAAGACUCCAAGUUGCUGGACUGUAAGCUAAUAAUUCACCCUGGAAAUAUCACUCUUUGACAGACUUGUGAUUUAGUUAGGCUUUAGCCUUAAAAUACAAACUCUCAACUUAACUUUAUUGAAACAGACACACAAGUAUCUUCAAAAUGGAUAAAUACGAGGAUUUAGGGCUCGAGGCGAGUAAGUUCAUCGAGGACCUAAACAUGUACGAAGCAUCCAGAGAUGGUUUAUUUCGAACCAGGAGGGACGCAGGAAAUAACCCCGACUUUGAAGAGACCAGAAAAGUUUUUGCCUCUAAAAUGACUAAAAUACACAUGCAGAAACACCAAGAGGAGAUGGCAAAAAACAACAGGGCCAUUAAAAUGAAUGGGGGUCACAACAGCACAUAUUACACCAAAGACAGACCCCCCAUCAAUAGUUACAGACAGCCGGGUGAAGCGGCAGCGAAGCCCCCGAUACUCUCUGGCCCUGUGUCGGGCACGACGGCGGUGAACCAAUACGCACAGUUUGACGGCCAGAAACCCCACACGGGCGUUCAGUCUGAACCUCCAGCCGGCAGGGCUUAUGGCUACGGAAACAAUUACGAUAAUAAGGAACGUGUAGAGCCACAUUCAUACCAGCCCACCACUCCUACUCCCCCCUGCCCAGGAAACGCGCCACACAGCGCGCCCACACAUGCUCGUCACCCCGUCAUCCAGCCGGCUGCUUGGGCCCCAUCCAGUGAGAGCCAGCUUCCCCCAUCUUUUUCUGAUUCUGGGAGCAACAUUGCAUCUCAGCAGCACCAGCCUGCACCUCCCACCGCCAACAGUGUUCCACGCCAGCAGAAUCAAGCUGUCACCCCGUCUGUAAACCGGAGUCCACCCUCCUCUGCUGGGCCAGCCAGGGGAUGGGCUGGAGAGCUCUCUGGCUCAGCAAAACCAGACCUCAUCCCUGCCCUGCCUGUGAGUGCCUUCACAGGAGGAGCUGACUUCCACAUGCAGCAGCCCUCCACACAGUCUGCAGUCCAUUUCACACCACCCACUCCAACCUCAAGACCGUCUACCAACCAUAAUGGUCUCGUGUCAGCCUGUCCGCUUCUACCUGCACCCUCUGAAACCCCCAAACCCAAAGGCCAGGUGGCAUCUGCUGCCCUGAGCCCUGGCAGUGUCUCCAAAAGCAGCAGCCAGAUCCAAGGUCAGGUCCAAAUACCCGGCUGUGGACAGGCCGCCAGUGCUGAGGCCGAAGUCCCGUGCUCCCCCAAGCAUGUCCAACUGCUCUGCCAGUCUCUCCUCACGCAACCCCCUGACCAGGGUCCUUCAGCAGUUGAAAUGAAAUUAGAGGCCCUCACUAAGCGGCUGGAAAAAGAGAUGGAUGACCAACCAAAGGCUGACUACUUUGGAGUCUGCGUCAAGUGCAACAAGGCGGUGUAUGGAGCCAACCAGGCCUGUCAAGCUAUGGGUAGCCUCUACCAUGACAGCUGCUUCACCUGCAGCGCCUGUAGUCGAAGGCUGAGAGGGAAGGCAUUCUACUAUGUCGGAGGGAAGGUUUUCUGCGAAGAGGACUUUCUGUACUCUGGUUUCCAGCAGUCUGCAGACAAGUGCAACGCAUGUGGACAUCUGAUCAUGGAUAUGAUCCUGCAGGCCCUCGGGAAGUCGUACCAUCCCGGCUGUUUCCGCUGUGUCAUCUGUAAUGAGAGCCUUGAUGGAGUGCCUUUCACCGUGGACACUGAAAAUAAGAUCUACUGUCUCAAAGACUACCACAGGGUGCUGGCGCCUAAAUGUGCAGCCUGUAACCAGCCAAUUCUGCCCUCAGAGGGGUCUGAUGAAACCAUUCGAGUUGUAUCCAUGGACAAAGACUAUCACGUGGAAUGUUAUCACUGCGAGGAAUGUAAGAUGGAGCUGAACGAUGAGGAGGGUCACCGCUGCUACCCUCUGAACGGCCACCUUCUCUGCCACUCCUGCCACCUGAAGAACAUCGAGCCGGGUUGCUCCUCUUCCGUCGCUGCCUCCUCCUACUAACACUACCGCAGUUGGAGGGAGACACCUGGUGGAUUUACGGAGGAAUUGCCAAAGAGUGACUGACAGCAGGAGUGGAUAUGUACAAUUCUUGUUGUAGAGGAUUGAUUAACGCGAUGCAUCAGAUCACACUGUGGUUUGAUGUGCAUUUUCACAGGAAUUUUAAUGAAGGUUUCAUUAUUCUUAAAGAGGUUUUGACUCAGUAAUGAAGUAUUUAACACAGCAAAGCCCUACUUUGAAUUCAGUGAAGCAUUGCAUUAUACUGGCUACAUACUGACUUGGCAAAAGUGUUGCCACCUGAUUUCCUUUAAUUGUAAAUAUAAUUUGCAUUGACUGUGUAAAUAUCUGGCAGUCAACUUCAUGUUCACACUUCUGCUGUGACUUACAGUUCACAAAUUGACGCCUAAAUCAUCUGUUUAAAGUUUCUGAUAAGGAUGGAGGCUUUUCACAGAAUCUGCUGGAUGCCUAUUGUGCCUCUACAUCAGUUUAUACAUGCAAUAAUAACAGCUGAUGUUAAUUUACACAGGAGAGAUAUACAAAACACACUGGUGUUGAACAUUAUUUUUAAAAAGUCAAAAACAGUAAUUCCUUCCUUUUCCACUUUUUAAGCAGGUACCACUGUAUCUCUUCUCAAAGUGAUUACCAGUGGUAACCACAGCCAUCAUUAUUGUUCAUUUUCCAUAUGCAAAUUCUGGUAUGCAAUAAAUUAGAUCAGAUAGUAUUUUUGGGACAUAACCAUUCCAUAGAUAUGUUAAACACUGCAGGGUUGCUUUGCCUUUGUGCUUACGGCUCACCAUUUCACAUUUUUGCGACUUUUCUUUUUUGUUGAGUCUGAGCAAGAAUGUUUCAGAGAGGCAGGUGAUACUGUUCUGUAAUAAACAGCCAUUAUUUGUAACAUGCAGUCUACUCUAAGCACUUACAGAUAGAUUUGUGAGUUCUCUAUGCACCUAUGAAGAGUUUAGUAUUAGGCCUAUAGGUCUAUGUAUUUUGUUACAUUUGCAAACAUGGUAUAUUUAAAGAAGAUAUAUUGUAGGCUGAUAAUCAUUUACGUUUAAUUUUGACUUUUGUGCAAAAUCCCUUAAAUACUAAUUUGAUUUGCAGUGGAAAGUACAGUUUUGAUUGCCUAUUUUGCCAUCCAUAUGUUAUUCAUGUCUUCAGUUUACUAACUUAAUACUUAAGUUGCUUGUCAUUUGAGCUCCUUAUUUCAUAGCCAACCAUAGUUACGACGAAGAGCAAACAUAUGUGUUGUAUGAUUGUUAGAAAAUAUUUAAUAAAUGCAUUG